AUGUCCCAAACGGCAGUACACUUCUUGUACUGUCUGUCCCUGGUUGUGACUAUAGUGAAUGCUGAUGUCAUAUUUACCUCCGAACGAUGCGAAAGAGAUCAUUACGGCUUACAGAUAGUUAAUGGUGAUCCUUCAAGGUAUAAACAAUGUGGUCCUUCUGGAAGAGUAUGGAUUGUUCCUUGUGCUCCUGGUAUGACGUUUCAUCCUGUUGAUAAAGUUUGUAGGGAACGACAAUCCUCUGAAACUAAUACAGUUUCGCGAAAACCAGCUUCUUCAAUAGAAAAUGUUGCUGUCAAAGCCUCUUCUCCCAUCGAAGAAGAGUUCACUUUCUCUACUAGAAAACCUAAGCGACCCAGGGGAAAGGGCAAAACUCGAAAACCGACUGCACCACCAACGGAACUUCCUAUAUACACCUCAACUCCGGCUUACUCAUCUCAAGGAUCUUAUGAAGAAACUGCUACUUACAAUCCUAGUAAUGAGUUGUUAACACUUGCUCCUCCACCCAGCUAUGCUCCUCCACCCAGUUAUGCUCCUACCCCAAGUUAUGCUCCUACCCCCAGUUAUGCUCCUACUACAGGCCAGAAAUAUAGGGUAACUACGACCCCCGCCAGUUACACUAAGCCCGUGCAGAGCACAAGAUAUGUCAGCCUGCCUUCCCAGUCAUCUGAGGUUACUCUACAACCCCAGUAUACUGUAAAAUAUAAUGGAAUGAAUUUGAAUGAAAUGGAUCUCAUUGAUCGUCUCAUGAGACUAGUUGAUGAUAAGAAGAAAAAAUCCUCAUCCGUUUCUUUUUCUCCAUCUGAACUCGAAAUCAUUGAGCAACGUAAGCAAGCGCUACUGAAACAGAAGCACACCGAGGAGAAGCCACAGUACUAUGAGAAGACGCGUGAGUCUCAUAACAAGGAAAAGGCAAUGGAAGCAGCUCUGAUGAAAGAACGUUUAAGAGCUGAAACUGAGAAAAAGGAAAAAGAGAGACUUAUCAUGGAGUUACAAGCUGAGCGAUCAAGCCAAAAGGAAAAACUUCGUCAGGUUCAGCUCGAAGAGGAACAUCGUCGCCAACAGAUUGAGCUAGAAGCGGAGCGUCGACUGGAAAAAGAGAGGAAAAAAACGCAAGAAGAAGAACGCCGUCGUAUGGAAGUAGAGAAGCUUCGGGUAGAAGAAGAACGUCGUUUGAGAGAACUUGAACAAGAACAUCGAAGAAGGGAGUUGGAAGACAAGGAACGCCAGGAAAAGCUUGAGCAACAACGAGCCGAAGAACAACAGAAACGAUAUCAACUGGAGAAACAACGUCAAGAAGAACAGGAGAGACUUCAGAAUUUAGAAAAUCAAAGGAAAGAGGAACAGCGACGAAGAGAAAUGCUGGAGCUAGAGCUAGCUCGUCAAGAAGCUGCUCGUUUAGAGAAGGCUCGCUUAGAGGAUAAACGAAAAGAAGAAGCAGAAAAAGAACGAAUCUUACGCGAAAAGCACGAUCAAGAACGUUUACAGAGGGAGAAGUUAGAGAAGGAACAUCUGGCUCGUGAAAAACUUGAGCGGGAAAAGGCAGCUCAGGACAUGUUAAAAAUGGAACAGGAGCGACAAGAAAUGCAAGCAUUGUUAGAAAAAGAGAAACAAUUCAAAAUGAUGGCUUCAACCGAAGAGUCGAUUCCGGAGCGUCCGGUAUUCCCUCAAGCUUCUCUACCUGGAAAUCAAGCCUUCUACAAGUUUUCUAAAACAGGGAAUGACUUGAGUGCUGAUCCUAACAUCAUCCAUUUCACAACACCUUCCCCUGCCCAAGCCACUUUGUCACAACCUACAGAGCCAAUGAAAGGUUGGACGACCAGUGAAAACUCUUGGAGGCCACCUGUACAAUGGAUAUCUAUCGAUCCUGAUUCCAGUUCGGAAGUAGAGCAUGCACAACCUACUUCCAUUCCACGAGUGUUAACAGGUUGCAUAAUUAAUGCCGACUGUCCAUUUUCAUAUGAUGACGACCCUUUAUGCGAACACCCAAACAACCCCACAGCUUAUCUGCAAUGUACACCAAUGAUUGGGAGACGUGGACGCUGGACCGAACGGUUUUGUCCAGAUUCUUUAGUUUUCAUCCACGAACUAGCUCGUUGUGAAAAACUCCAAGACAAGUAUCAACUGAUUCAAAAUACUAUUUAUGAUCCCAACCAACGUGUCAUCAUUCCCAAGUUAUCGCAUGAAAAUGAAUUUGGCUCAUGGCAUGGCAAUGGAUUAAACUUGGGAAAAGAAGUGAAAGAGAGUAGGAACAGCUUAUUUGAGUCUUUGAGUAAUUUCCCCAAAGACCUCUUAGCUGAUGUAAUGACAACGACCUUUCCUACUAUAAUACCUAUUCAACCUAUGGAAUAUGUUGCGAACCAGUAUAGCUCUGAAAAUUCUAUUUGGAGUACAGCACCAACACCUACCACUCCAAUGAACCCAAUGAUGACCGACGAAAUUGAUUUAUCAAUUCUACAUCCACUCUUCCCAAGAGUACAGCCGAACUUCCUCUCUAGGUUAAUUGCUCCAUUCACACCGAUGCGAGAUGCUUCGCAGCAAGUUAAAGACGGUGACGAAGACAGACCAAAUACUGUUACCGAAGUAUUAAAACCUGUUAUAAAACAGAUUGCUCUUGAUCAAACAGGACAGCUUUUAGAUCGGAUCUUAUCGGAUGAAGAGCUGAAAAGAAGUGAAAAAGAUAUCCUGAAAUCGACUUGA
Molecule: messenger RNA, 2697 nt
Organism: Auanema sp. JU1783
Lineage: Eukaryota; Metazoa; Nematoda; Chromadorea; Rhabditida; Rhabditidae
Source: the annotation of a GenBank genome assembly